Gastrolobium bilobum is the source of this 876-nucleotide messenger RNA. Its product is annotated as plasmodesmata-located protein 8-like. Gene Ontology annotation, cellular component: plasmodesma. The record is from RefSeq and is a predicted model, not a curated record. The coding region runs from base 1 to 876 and encodes 291 amino acids. The transcript is spliced from 3 exons. NCBI's taxonomy places the organism in Eukaryota, Viridiplantae, Streptophyta, Magnoliopsida, Fabales, Fabaceae.
AUGUUGAGAAGCCUUCAAUUAGACUCCACUCAUAGAAACAUCUUAGCUCUGAGACUCUCUUAUCUGCUAUUUCUCUUUUCUUCAAUUCUUAGUUCCCAUAGCUACACUACCAGAACCCAUAUCUUCAUUUAUGCAGGUUGCUCUCAAGAAAAAUACCAACCUAACUCACCCUUUGAAGCCAACCUAAACUCCUUUCUGUCUUCAGUUGUUAGUUCAUCUUCUGAUGUUUCCUACAAUAACUUUGCUUUUGGAAAUGGAAGCUCAACACCACCAGAAGGGUCCAUAUAUGGAAUAUAUCAGUGUAGGGGUGAUUUGAGGCCAAUUGAUUGCUCAAAAUGUGUUGAAAGUUCUGUUAACCAAAUAGGCUUAGUAUGUCCCUAUGCUCUUGGGGCUUCUUUGCAACUUGAAGGCUGUUAUCUAAGAUAUGAGCAUUUUGAUUUCAUUGGCAAACCUGACACAAGCCUUAGGUACAGGAAGUGUAGUAAAGCUGUGACUAAUGAUGUUGAGUUUUUCAGGCGUAGAGAUGAUGUUCUAGCUGAUUUGCUAACAGCUAAUGGAUUUAGAGUUAGUACUUCAGGUUUUGUUGAAGGGUUUGCACUGUGUUUGGGGGAUUUAACUGUAGCAGAUUGCUCUUCUUGCCUUGCUGAAGUUGUGGGAAUGUUGAAGAGCAUAUGUGGAUCAGCAGCAGCAGCUGAUGUGUUCUUGGCACAAUGUUAUGCUCGGUACUGGGAAUCUGGCUACUAUGGUGAAAAAGAUUCUCCCAGCGAGGAUCAAGUGGGAAAAUCAGUUGCCAUUAUUGUGGGAGUACUAGCAGGUCUAGCCAUUCUAGUUGUACUUCUCUCAAUCUGCCUAAGAGCAAUGGUUAAGAAGAUGUAG